AUGCACCUGCUGAGGGCCGUGGUGCUGCUACAGCUGAAGAGCCCCUCAGGAUGGCUCAUUCCUCUUCCCCAGAGGGAUGGGGAGUGGUGGAUGGUGGCAUCCAAGGUUUCUGGCAAUGAAUGUCACAUCCCCAGCAGCUCUGUGGCCAAGAUCAGGCACAGGUGGCUGUAUGAGGGCGUCAGCCAACAGAAGGUGGAGGAGCUGCUGCUCUGUCCAGGCAACCACAGUGGAUCCUUCUGGAGUGCAUCAGGCAGCUGGGCUGAGCAGGACAGGGGCCUGGGACAGCCCAGCCAAGUGCCCUUUGCCCUGCACCUGCCAAGCUGCACUGCCUGGGCCUCAAUGAGUCAUGACCCCGUGGGACAAUGGAUGUUUUACAUCUCACCCCGGCUCACCUGCCCCAGCCUGCACCACCUGGUGCACCACUGGGCAAAGUUCAGUGAGGGGCUCUGCUGCCCCCUCUGUGAGCCCGGCUCCAUGGGAGGGCCAAGGGUUGCCCCAGCCCCCGCAGCACUCAUUGUGGUCAAGAAGCCAUCAUUCCACUGGGACAAGAUUGAGAGCUCCCUCCUGUUCUCAGAGACCACAUCCCCACUGGAGGACUUGCCCAUCAGCUGGGACCCGAGGGAAGCCAUCAGCUCUUACCUGAUCUCAGAGACUGACCCGGAGCCAGACCCCGAAGGAAAGGUGGUGAAGAACAGCUGA
This is a messenger RNA of Cinclus cinclus, 699 nucleotides long. RefSeq names its product Src like adaptor 2 (gene SLA2). NCBI's taxonomy places the organism in Eukaryota, Metazoa, Chordata, Aves, Passeriformes, Cinclidae. The record is from RefSeq and is a predicted model, not a curated record.